CAGCCAUGCCCCAGGCCGCCUGCGGGGCAGCAGCAGCGGCGGCCGAGGCCGGGGCGCGGGCCGGGGGCGCCGGGGGGCCGGCGGCGGCCCGGGCGGGACGAUGAAGCGGCAGAACGUGCGCACGCUGGCGCUCAUCGUGUGCACCUUCACCUACCUGCUGGUGGGCGCCGCGGUCUUCGACGCGCUCGAGUCGGAGCCCGAGAUGAUGGAGCGGCAGCGGCUGGAGCUGCGGCAGCAGGAGCUGCGGGCGCGCUACAACCUCAGCCAGGGCGGCUACGAGGAGCUCGAGCGCGUCGUGCUGCUCCUCAAGCCGCACAAGGCCGGCGUGCAGUGGCGCUUCGCCGGCUCCUUCUACUUCGCCAUCACCGUCAUCACCACCAUCGGCUACGGCCAUGCAGCGCCCAGCACAGAUGGCGGCAAGGUGUUCUGCAUGUUCUACGCGCUGCUGGGCAUCCCGCUCACGCUGGUCAUGUUCCAGAGCCUGGGCGAGCGCAUCAACACCUUCGUGAAGUACCUGCUGCACCGCGCCAAGAGGGGACUGGGCAUGCGGCGCGCCGACGUGUCCAUGGCCAACAUGGUGCUCAUUGGCUUCUUCUCGUGCAUCAGCACGCUGUGCAUCGGCGCCGCCGCCUUCUCCUACUACGAGCACUGGACCUUCUUCCAGGCCUACUACUACUGCUUCAUCACGCUCACCACCAUCGGCUUCGGCGACUACGUGGCGCUGCAGAAGGACCAGGCGCUGCAGACGCAGCCGCAGUACGUGGCCUUCAGCUUCGUCUACAUCCUCACGGGCCUCACGGUCAUCGGCGCCUUCCUCAACCUCGUGGUGCUGCGCUUCAUGACCAUGAACGCCGAGGACGAGAAGCGCGACGCUGAGCACCGCGCACUGCUCACGCGCAACGGGCAGGCGGGCGGCAGCGGCGGCGGCAGCGGCGGUGGCUGCGGUCUGGGCGCGGAUGGCAGCGCGCACACCACCGACACCGCCUCCUCCACGGCCGCGGUAGGCGGCGGCGGGGGCGGCGGCGGCGGCUUCCGAAACGUCUACGCCGAGGUGCUGCACUUCCAGUCCAUGUGCUCGUGCCUCUGGUACAAGAGCCGCGAGAAGCUGCAGUACUCCAUCCCCAUGAUCAUCCCGCGGGACCUCUCCACGUCCGACACGUGCGUGGAGCAGAGCCACUCGUCGCCGGGAGGGGGCGGCCGCUACAGCGACACGCCCUCGCACCGUUGCUUGUGCAGCGGGGCGCAGCGCUCUGCCAUCAGCUCCGUGUCCACGGGCCUGCACAGCCUGUCCACCUUCCGCGGCCUCAUGAAGCGCAGGAGCUCCGUGUGAGCGGCCGCGCGGGGCCUGGAGCAUUUGGGAGCGCGGGCUGGGCGGGGUUCCUGCCCGGAGGAGCAGCAGGGGUCGGCGAGGGGGCCACCCCAGCCGCCUUCAGCCCGUGGGCCACCCUACACAUCCCUCGCCACCCUCCCCGUCUCCCUCCACCCUUCUCCGACUGUGCCUGCUCGCACCAGCCAGCAGGAGCUGGGGCUCUGAGGACCCCUGGAGCCCCUAUCUGUGCCCUGCAAAUUCCGAGAAAUGUGAAACUUGGGGGGAAGGGAGGGGAAAGCAACCGCUGGGAACCUCCCAUCCCUUUAGAAAUCAAAGGAGAUCCCCGGUUCUCAGAGGCCCUGCUGGUACCCAGACAACCCCACCCCCACCUCCUCUGUCCGGAGGGAACUUCCCGUGUGUUCCCCAUCCGUUUGCAUCUCUAUUUAUACCUCUGUCCUACCGGGUCUCCCACCCUCCCUUGGCUCCAGAAGCCAGGGUGUCUUUGUCUAGGUCACCCCCACGCAGCCCACUGCCCUUCCUCAUCCCCUGUUGUGUCUCCCAAACUCCCACGACCUUCUGUGUUGUUUUGCAUGGCUUUGCAGUUAUGAGAAAGUGGAAACCCAGCAGUCCCUAAAGCUAGACCCCAGAGGGCAGGCAGACAGAAGCAAGCAAGGGUAGGCUGCAGGAGGGGCAGGGAAGGGAAGGCAGAGGCUGCAGCCCUCCGGUCUGCAGCGUGGUCCAGCCCUCAGGUGAGAACUAAGUGGCCUCCAGUCAGAUUCUCAGAGGGGGCAGGUGGAGUCUAGCCUUCCAGACACUCCCCCUGGAUCAGAAAGGUCUCUACUUGCCAUUCUGGCCACGGCUCAGCGUUACCAGCUCAGACAUAAUAAGUUUUGGAGUAAGUUUUAGCCUGUGAAAACCUUAUCCUGACUACUCAUCACCUGGGUCCCACAACACUCCAGUGAGGUCACCAGGGUAGGAGUUCUCAUCCCCCUUUUGCUGAUGACAGUGAGACCCACACAAGCUUUGGGACUUGCCCAAGGUGACACAGACAGCAAAAGGCGAAAGGGAACGAGAACCCAGGCUGCUCGCUCCCAGGCUGAGUGCUCAUUCCUCCCAGCUCCUCUGCCCGCCCGUGAAAGCAAAGCUCCCGCCCUGUACACUGGCGUCAGGAGGGCGCCUGGGGCCUAAAAUGGGCCCAGAACCCAGGACCGAGCCAGGAAGGGGGCUCAGCCUCUACUCUGUGGCCAAGAGGCAGGGCUCUGAACGGGCCCCUGAGGCAGGGUAGGACCCCUGAGUUAGACUGCCUGCUUACAACUAGGGGAGUCCUUGGGACCAAAGCAAGCAGGGUGGGGCCUCACAGAGAAAAGGCCGGAAGCUGGCGCUCCAAAAAUUUGGGAGUUGGACAGAGCAGCCUAGAGGACUAGCGUGGCGUGUCCUACGGGGACCUUAUCUCUGACCCCACAGCCAGUGUUAGUGCCUGUGUCCCAAGGCUAAAGAUGAGCUAAGGCUGCAGCAAAGAAUGCCCCUCCCAGGCGGGGGGCUUGGAGUUGGCGUGCCCACUGCCUGCCCCACCUGCAACCUGGAAGCCCAGACAGAGAGCAGCGGAUGGGGCCCCGCAGAUGGAGCUGGAACUGUGACUCAGGAUAGCAUCAGCGGUGGAUGAGGGGCUUCUCCCCCCUCAAUGCUGCCCUCGUGCUCUUCCCGCAUCAGCUCCUUGACACUGCUAAGCAAGGCCAGCCCUGGCACUGGGGAGAGCUGGAGCAGGGGGCCCACAGUGUGCUCAGCCUUAGCCCAACCCCGGCCACAUGCUCAGCCUCCCGGAACCCCGGGAGGGAGGACGUCUGGCCCGGCCUGUAUGUGAGUCCUGUCCCACUGUGGAGAAGCUGGCUGCCCACGUGCCAAGGAGAGCAGGGCCCAGGGCCCACAUGCCCUUUGUGUCUAUGCCGGAGUGGGGAGCAAUGCUGGCUGCCUCUGUCCUGUGUGUGACCCUGCCCUCGAGGGGUCCCGUCCUGUCAGUCCCGAGGGAGCCACAACCAAAGUUGCAAGGAGAUGGUGGGGAAGGAGGCUAAACGGCCCUGACCGAGCGGGCAGACCGCUCGGUCUCCGGUCUCUGGUCUCUGGCUGGGUCUUUCCCAGGGACCUGGAAGGCCAGUGUCGCUUCCCCCCGCCCCUCCCUCUGCAGGCAGCCUUUCUGCUUCCCCGAUGCCUUAUGCCUGGGCACACUGCCACAGAAUAUGCAAUACGUGUGGGUGACAUGCCCCCACGCCCACAGCCCCACCCCGGGCAGCCCCUGGACCCCAAAGGCUGCGGCUGCCAUGGCCUCCUUUUAGCCCCUCCUGCCUAUCUGUCUUCACACUGAGAAUGGCGCCUAAUAAAUGCUGUCCAUGGAGACCA
Molecule: messenger RNA, 3703 nt
Organism: Artibeus jamaicensis (Jamaican fruit-eating bat)
Lineage: Eukaryota; Metazoa; Chordata; Mammalia; Chiroptera; Phyllostomidae
Gene: KCNK3
Product: potassium two pore domain channel subfamily K member 3
Exons: 2
Coding region: 101-1330 (409 amino acids)
Biological process (GO): potassium ion transmembrane transport; stabilization of membrane potential
Cellular component (GO): membrane
Molecular function (GO): open rectifier potassium channel activity; potassium ion leak channel activity
Source: RefSeq, a predicted model, not a curated record